GCUCUGCGGGCUUCAGACCCGACCCCGCCCGCCUCCGGCGCACACUGACACAUUAGCCCGGAGCUGGCCUCAGCGCGCUCUGGGUCUUGGCGGGGCUUCUGUCAAGCCGCUGGCCCCAGGGCACGCUCCGCCUCCUCAGCUUAAGGGGACGGCCUGGCCCAGCUGUGAGGGAUCCAAGCCGAGCACCGRGAAGAAAGUUUUGCAGCGCGGAGGGGAGUUGGGCCGCGGAAGGAAGGAAACCCAAAGAGGAGGGUCUCCACUCCAAGUUUGUUUGGUGGUCGCCGCGAUCGUGGGGCGCCUGUCCCGCAGCUCUCCGUAGCGGCCAGACUUCAGCCUUCCGGGCGGAUGGGACUCUCUGUUCGGGUCCGAGACCGGCGCUAGAGGCUCAUCAGGGACCCGGGAGGAACUUGUCUGGCGAGCUGUCGCUGUGGGCCUUUAUUGUCUGCUGGAACUCUCCGGAAUCGGGAGGGGGAGGACUGGAUCGCGCUUCCACUGGGAUUCGUCAAGAGUUCCGGCGGCAGCUGUGGCUGCAGCGGAGACUCCCUUUGUCCUCUCAGGACCUCCCUCUCUCCCUCUCUCCCUCUCUCCCUCUCUCCCUCCCUCUAUCAGUUGGUGGGUCCAGCUGACCCGGGCGCCGGCGCCCCAGCUGCUCGCAGCGCUCCCAUCCCAGAGCCAGUCCUUGGUGACUCCAGCCUCCGUUGCUUAUCUACCCUGCCGAGCCAAGGGGGCUACGGGCAGGAGGGAGUCUAAGGCCCCCCGGCCACAGGAUGGUGACCCGAAGGUCUGCGGCCCGCAGCUCCGGGAGCUGGCUGUUCCCAGGGCUGUGGAUUGUGGUGCUCAGCGGUCCUGCGGGGCUGCUGCACGCGCAGGAGCAGCCCUCUUGCAGAAGAGCCUUUGAUCUCUACUUCGUCUUGGACAAGUCUGGGAGUGUGGCAAAUAACUGGAUUGAAAUUUAUAAUUUUGUCCAUCAACUUACUGAGAGAUUUGUGAGCCCUGAAAUGAGAUUAUCUUUCAUUGUGUUUUCUUCUCAAGCAACCAUUAUUUUGCCAUUAACUGGAGACAGAAACAAAAUCAAUAAAGGUUUGGAAGAUUUAAAAAGUGUUAGUCCAGUGGGAGAGACAUACAUCCAUGAAGGACUAAAGCUAGCGAAUGAACAAAUUCAGAAAGCAGGAGGCUCAAAAACCUCCAGUAUCAUAAUUGCUCUGACAGAUGGUAAGUUGGACGGUCUGGUGCCAUCAUAUGCAGAGAAAGAGGCAAAGAUAUCCAGGUCACUUGGUGCUAAUGUUUAUUGCGUUGGUGUCCUUGAUUUUGAACAAGCUCAGCUCGAAAGAAUUGCCGAUUCCAAGGAACAAGUUUUCCCUGUCAAAGGUGGAUUUCAGGCUCUUAAAGGAAUCAUCAAUUCUCGAGGUGGAGGCUGUGGUCACCCGCAUGGUCAGUUUGCACCUGCGGUCCUCCCCACCUACAUCUCUGACAGCUAUCUCACAGAACUUGUGGCUCUGGAGGGUAUGGGCCUCUGCUUCUGCGAGUUAGCCCAGGACAAGCACCUGGGUGCAAGGGUAUCUGAAGAUUCUCCACCUUCCAGGAGGUGCAGAAGCCUUCUCAGGAUGACUGGGUAA
Urocitellus parryii (Arctic ground squirrel) is the source of this 1616-nucleotide messenger RNA. Lineage: Eukaryota; Metazoa; Chordata; Mammalia; Rodentia; Sciuridae. The record is from RefSeq and is a predicted model, not a curated record.